This is a messenger RNA of Mercurialis annua (annual mercury), 2797 nucleotides long. Its product is annotated as CMP-sialic acid transporter 2-like. The transcript is spliced from 14 exons. Gene Ontology annotation, biological process: pyrimidine nucleotide-sugar transmembrane transport. The record is from RefSeq and is a predicted model, not a curated record. The coding region runs from base 112 to 1311 and encodes 399 amino acids. Gene Ontology annotation, cellular component: Golgi membrane. Gene Ontology annotation, molecular function: pyrimidine nucleotide-sugar transmembrane transporter activity. Lineage: Eukaryota; Viridiplantae; Streptophyta; Magnoliopsida; Malpighiales; Euphorbiaceae.
UAGUCUUUUUAUUACUGUUAUGUUAACUGAAACGUCUCUCUCUGAUUCUGAUCAAACCAAACCAAACCAAACCAUUUUUGAUCCCUGUGAUCGUCGCCGGAGAGGUUAAAAAUGAUAGAAUGCACCGUCUGUCACUCACAAAUAUCACCGCCGUCGACAGCCAGCUCAAAAUCCAUUGUAAGAGCAUAUGAUAGACAUAAAAAUGAAGUUUCUUCCAAAACGAGAGCACUUAACAUUCUAUUAGUUCUCGGAGAUUGCAUCUUCGUUGGUCUUCAGCCUGUGUUGGUUUAUAUGUCAAAAGUGGAUGGGCAAUUCAAUUUUAGUCCUGUUAGUGUGAAUUUCUUGACUGAUGCUGCUAAAGUUGUUUUUGCUCUUCUCAUGCUCUGUAUCCAGGCCAGAUGUAAAAAGACCGGGGGCAAACCUCUUCUCUCUGUUUCUACCUUUAUACAGGCUGCUAGAAACAAUGUGCUUCUUGCUGUUCCAGCUUUCCUCUAUGCUAUUAAUAACUAUUUGAAGUUUAUUAUGCAGCUGUACUUCAAUCCUGCAACAGUGAAGAUGCUAAGCAAUUUGAAGGUUUUGGUAAUCGCUGUCUUGUUGAAAACAAUUAUGAAGCGACAAUUUUCAAUCAUUCAGUGGGAGGCUCUUGCUUUAUUGCUCAUUGGAAUUAGUGUGAAUCAGCUGCGAUAUCUACCUGAGGGUUCCAACGCCAUGAGUCUCUCAGUUGCAACAGGGGCAUACUUGUAUACCCUAAUUUUUGUGACUGUUCCAUCAUUAGCUUCAGUCUACAAUGAGUAUGCUAUGAAGAGUCAAUUUGAGACCAGCAUUUACCUUCAGAACCUCUUUCUUUGUGGUUAUGGUGCAAUAUUUAACUUCCUAGCUAUCCUAGUAACUGCCAUUUUCAAAGGAUCUAGCAGCUUGGAUAUCCUGCAAGGACACUCAAAGGCUACCAUGCUUUUGAUAUGCAACAAUGCAGCACAAGGAAUAUUAUCUUCGUUCUUUUUUAAAUAUGCAGACACAAUUUUGAAGAAGUACUCAUCGACUGUAGCAACAAUUUUUACCGCAAUAGCAUCCGCUGCACUUUUUGGCCACACCCUGACUAUGAAUUUUGUUUUAGGAAUCUCUAUUGUGUUCAUCUCCAUGCACCAGUUUUUUUCACCACUUUCAAAGGUUAAGGACGAAGAACCAAAUGGCGGUUUAGAGACGAUGGAUGGUCGAAACAAUCGCAGGUUACUGCUGUCUUCUUGCUUCCAUCCAUUUCUCAUUUCAAACAAUCCCCUGAUUAUGUUGUCUUAUGUGUGUCCUGCAGUCUAAAGAUGCAGCCUUCAUAAAUAUGACGGUUGGAGCAAAUGAGGAUGCUAGUCACCGAGUUGAACAUGACGAUAAAGCUCCGCUCCUUCCUGUCUAAUGCACACUACUGGUUAUCGAAACUGAGAAGGAUUACCAGCACACUUACCAUAACACAGUAGAGUAAUAAUGUAAAAAGAUAACACUAUAGAACACCAACUCUUUGGAUCCAGCAUCAGAGGCGGAGGCCAUGGAUGGAUCUCCGCUGCUUCUGUCACGGGAGAAACUACAAAUUAUACUCAUCUGCAUACCUGCUAGAGAAGCUAUAUGUAUAUAUAUAUAUAUAUAUAUAUAUAUAUAUAUAUAUUGUUACUGUUUCUUUUUAAGAAGGUAGCUGAUCAUAUUAGAUCACUAUGCAAAACAUCCAGAAUAAAAACCUGAGGGGUUGGAGAAAAAUUAUUGCACGCAACUGUUGCGCCAUGUCAUUCGUGCAACAAACCGAUAGUGCGUUAGCCAUGUGGAAAAAAUCAUAAUAAAAAAAUUAAUAAAUGAAAGAUUCCCUAUUGCAAAUGCUCAUUGGCUUGUUGUAAUUAUGACAUGGCACAACCAAUGCAUGGGAUAAACACUCGGAGUUGGAACCACCGAAUAAGAACAGCCAUAGACCUAGUUGCUCUAGCAAAGAUAUGAGCUACUUGAUUCGCUAACCUACAAACAAAAGCAAACCUACAUGAAGUUAAAGCUUUAAAUAGAGACUGACAAUACACUACCGGACCAAAUAAAAGAAGUGUCAACGUUCGAACCCUGUAAAGUUCGAACAAGCAACUAAGAGUCGGAUUCGAUAAGAACAUCAGCACAAUCCAUAUGCUUAAGCCAACUUAAAACCUCCUGUCCCGCAUACUACGUCCUUUGCGGAUUUAACGGACCACAAAUUAUGCAAUUUUUAGCUUCAACCACUUGACCUGCAGAAUCACGCAAAACACCGCCAAAACCUAUUGCAGUAAAUGGCUGUAUAAUUACGGUAUCCAUCAUACAUUUAAGCCAUCCUGUAUCCGGAGGUGUCCAUUUCUUAGUCGUAUGAGCCUUGCCACUGUCAGAAUGAGUCAAACCUGGAAGUUUCAUACAUUGACAUUGAGAAAUUAGAGACCUGCUGAUAUGCAUAAUCUGAGUUAUGAGAUAUGAAUAUUGUGCCAAGUCAAUUUGUUCCGACGUUGCCAAAACACAGAAGCAAUGACAGCAACCUUGUUCGCCCUCUCAUUCUCGUACACAUCAUUGUGUUGGAUAGUUAUACAAUAUAAUCGUUGCGCCAUGUCAUUCGUGCAACAAAAAAUUGUCUGUUAUGUGGAAAAUUGAAUGAUAAAAAAACAAGCAAUAAUUAGAAGAUUCUCUAUCGUAAAUGCUCAUUGACUUGAUGUAAAAAUGACGUGCCGCUAAACACUCCAUUUUGUUACUUAAUACAGGUUGUACAACUCUUUUAUUUAUGUAAAUGUCUCGGAUGUCCUUACUAAAAUAUUCA